CAACCUCUUUCAAUCAUGAACUCUCUGUAUCUAUUCACUGUCUUCCUGGCUCUGACCAGCUGCUGCAUUGCUAGCCCAUGGGGCAAGCCUACUGGCCAGCCGGGAUGCCAAACUGAGGAGGAGCUCGCCGUGGGCACCUAUCGACACUUCUACAUCAAGAACCAGUACUGGGUAUGCCACGAGCUAGGUGUGCCUGCCUCGCCGGCCUACUGUCCAGUUGCACAGGCCUGGCUGGAUGAUGUUAAGUCCUGUGUGCCCUAUUCCCAAUGGUAUUGGACAGCACCAGCGGCGCCACCAAGUCAGCCUCUUGCCUAGACGGAUCCAAACAACAAACAUUUUUCGAUUGAUUUCUG
This is a messenger RNA of Drosophila hydei, 353 nucleotides long. RefSeq lists its product as uncharacterized. The record is from RefSeq and is a predicted model, not a curated record. Bases 16 to 315 code for a protein of 99 amino acids. NCBI's taxonomy places the organism in Eukaryota, Metazoa, Arthropoda, Insecta, Diptera, Drosophilidae. The transcript has a single exon.